AUGCCGUCCACAUUUGACAUAGAAACCUACAAAGGUAACAUCAUCAACAACGAGAUCGUCUCAACUCCUAAGACUCGCUACUCCAUCAAUCCGACAACUGGCAAAGCCCUGUACGAAGUCCCCGUGGCCCGAAAAGAGGACGGCUUUCAAGUCAUGGAGUGUUACUUCAUUCUCCGAGCGCGCAACACUGCUUCUCAAAUAUACCGACCUGAUCGAGUCACACCGUGA
Messenger RNA from Ascochyta rabiei, 228 nucleotides. RefSeq lists its product as uncharacterized. The transcript has 2 exons. The record is from RefSeq and is a predicted model, not a curated record. Lineage: Eukaryota; Fungi; Ascomycota; Dothideomycetes; Pleosporales; Didymellaceae. Bases 1 to 228 code for a protein of 75 amino acids.